GAGCGAACCUUUUAGAACUCCGAGACACAAUAUUCUGUUACAUUGUAGCAAAAUGGCGACUGUCAUUCACAACCCUCUGAAAGCUCUUGGGGACCAGUUCUACAAAGAAGCCAUAGAGCACUGUCGCAGCUACAAUUCCCGGCUCUGUGCUGAACGUAGUGUCCGUCUUCCUUUCCUCGACUCGCAAACUGGUGUAGCUCAGAAUAACUGUUACAUUUGGAUGGAAAAGAGGCAUCGGGGACCAGGACUUGCACCAGGUCAACUUUAUACGUAUCCUGCUCGUUGCUGGCGCAAAAAGAGACGUUUGCAUCCUCCUGAGGAUUCCAGGCUGAAGCUGCUGGAGAUUAAACCUGAAGUUGACCUGCCUCUGAAGAAGGAUGGCUUCACAUCAGAGGGGACCACACUGGAAGCUUUGUUGCGUGGCGAAGGGCUUGAAAAGAAAAUAGAUACUAAAGAGGAAGAUACUCUACAAGAAAUCCAGAGGGUUUUGGAAAAUGAUGAAAAUGCAGAUGAAGCAAACGAGGAAGAAGAGAUGGAAGAAGAUAUUCCAAAACGAAAGAACAGACCCAGAGGACGGGCUCGGGGUUCUGGAGGUGGCAGGAGAAGAAAUGAUGUUUCUUCCAUGGAUGACCACGAUAAACCCUAUGUUUGUGACAUCUGUGGCAAGCGCUAUAAAAACAGGCCUGGUUUGAGCUACCAUUAUGCUCACACUCACCUUGCAAGUGAAGAAGGGGAUGACGCUCAGGAGCAGGAGACACGCUCCCCACCUGUCCACAGAAAUGAAAAUCACAAACCCCAGAAAGGACCAGAUGGGGCCAUCAUUUCCAAUAACUACUGUGAUUUCUGUCUUGGUGGAUCUAAUAUGAACAAAAAAAGUGGACGGCCAGAGGAACUUGUCUCAUGUUCAGACUGUGGGCGCUCUGCUCAUUUGGGAAGAGAAAGCAGGAAGGAGGAAGCAGCGGCAGCUCACACUACGGAGGACUUGUUCGGUUCCACCUCUGAAAGCGACACCUCAACUUUUCAUGGCUUUGAUGAGGAUGAUUCAGAAGAGCCUGUUUCAAACCAGAGCAGCAGUUCCCCGUCUGCAAAGAAAAAGGGCAGCUGCUAAAAUAGCCCAUCACACACAAGCUCUAGGAGUGACUUCCUGCCCUUUUUGCUACUUUUACUCUUAUUGUUGCUACUGCAUUUUAAAAAAAAAAUAGACCUAUUUUUACCUUUGAGUGUCUACACUGAAAGCACAACCAUCUAAUAUUAUAGAAAACUUCUUUUUGGGAAAAAAAAAAUUGGCUAGUUUAUUUUCAUUAUUCCCCCUCCUUUCUUUCUCUUUGCAAACCUGAAAUUGUGGGUGUCCUGUAAAAAGAAAAGAAAAAUAGUAAAUAAAGAAACAGAAGAGAGGUAAUUUACUCAUCUUUUAAUAUAUAUCAGUCAGACUUCAAAAAUUAAAAAAUGAGAAAAGUUGGAGACCAGGACCCCACCUCAAAUUGUGUUUUAAAGUAUUUAUUUAUAUAUUCUAUAUAUUAUUAGAAAACAGACUUUUGAGAUUAAGAAAAAAAGCAAUGAUGUCUACUUGAUAUUCUAAAUGUACAGAAAAAGCUGUACGUACAGCUAUGGUAUGGAUUAUGAAACAGCUAUGAUAUGGAUUAUUCCAGAUGAAAAGGAGACCCAAACACUUACCAGUGUGACUUUGGCACUGUGAAAAGUUUGCACACUGGAUUUUGUGACUUCCCCCUUUGUACUUUUGCCAUCUUCAUCUUUAACUGUUUGGAGGAAAAAAAGGCAAGGAAAAUCCAGAAAGUUCAUAAAACAGAAAUUUCCUGCCUCCUUUCUCGGGACACAUUUGUACUCCUUCAAGAAUGCCUCAUCUCUCACACCUUGGCAUCUUUUUACCAGGCAUUGCCUCGUUGUUGUUUUUCUUCUCCACCUCCUUCUCCACCGUCUACAUUGUGGAAAAUAAUUUUCCCAAGCACAUGGAUGGAAUACACCAUUAAGUCACAGAUUCUGCAAAGAUGAGACAAAGGAUGUGAAUCUUGAAAGAAAUUAAAAUGAAAAAAAAUACCUCACGUUUCUUUUGUUUUACUUCUUAAAAAUAAAGCAGAAACCCAUUUAGUCUUAUUUUUGAUAGCUCCUCUUGAAAUAUACCAAAGCAAUACUCACUAAUCUUCAAAGGGCAGCAGAGAAGAUAGAAUCUCUUUCUCAUUUGCUAUUCCAGCAGCAUGGAGUUGAGCAGGAGGAUUAAAAGAUGAUGAUCCUGUGCUCAUUGGAUUCCGAAUCCAUCAAGAAAACUGUGGAAGAAGCCAAGUAAGAUUAGCCAGGAUGCUCUGAUCUUCCUCUCCUUGCCUGAUCUUUUCACAACCUGUGUCACCUUUCACAACCUGUGUCACAGGAGCCUGGACUGGGAAAUGCCUGCUGGCACUUGCUCAGAGAAGUCUUGGGGUUUCCCUAAGCUUGUGCAAUACAAAGAUAAUCCUUACAUUUUUAAAAACAAACCAUCUUUUUUCUUUAAGUGUUGUGUGAGUUAGUGUGUAUGUUUGUAUAUAUAAGACCAGGUCAAACUGGAGCUGAUUGACAGUAGAAAUGACUGAAAACAACGUAGAAAUUUUUAAAAUAAGCUCAACAAAAACAGAACAGGUUAUGUUAUUUAUUUCAAUAUUUAAGAGAGAAAAGUAGGGCUGAUGUUGCACAGUAUUUUUCUUUCGUUUAAAAUGCAUUUAAUUUCAAGAUUUAAAAUAUUUUUUGUGUGAAAAAGGGACUUUUUCAAUAGUGUUUAAUGUAAGAUAAAGACUAUUUGCUUUCAGGAGAAGCCUUUUUAAGUUAUAAAAUAAAGAUUAAACUCUGCUCUCUCUUACUUUAAAGAUGCCAUUCGUACACAUGCCGGGUGUUUUUAUUUUUUCAAAGUGGACGUGGUAAGUUCAAAGUUGUUCUGGCUCGUUUUUCUGAAUGUCUGCUAAUGUUUCAUGUGUGAAUGUAUUAGAAUAAGCAAAAGAAUUUUAAAAAAAUUAAAAAUAAAGAAACAAACAAAUGAACAAAGUAUUCUGAAGAGGACAUGCUGGAGUCUGGACAGUUGUCAUCUCAGGGGCAAAGUACAGCCUACCAGGAAUAUGAGAGAAAGCUUAGAAAUUACCAUUUCUCAGCAAUAACACCACUAAAGCUAGGUGCUUUUAAAAGAAAAGGGAUUCUGUUGCAUACAUAGUUAUCUUCUUGAGUGAAUAAUUCAUGCCAAAACCUGCUUGCAAAUAAAAAUAACCAACAAAACCUAUAUUUUGGGAACUAGGUAAUUGGGACAAUACAUUUGGAGAUAAACCCAUGUUACCAAAAUUGUUUGAAGAAGCAUUUGAAAAGGUAUUUGGGAAUAGCUGGGGACAUUCAAAAGAUAAACCUUCAUUUACCAGCAGAAUUCAUUCAAUGGGAGCUAACCACUAGUCUUACUUAGGGCUGAAACAGACUCCUGUAAGACUUUACGCUGCCUCUUUGACCGCCAGAUUGGGGCCACAGCAACCUCAUACUGCAGCCCCUAUCCGGCAUUUUUCACGCCGAAAAAAGGCUCCAUCUGCCACAGAGGUGACUUUGCAACAUUUCUGAGGCAUGGCGUGUGUAAAUGCUGCAGAAUUUCCAUGAUACCACCUACUGUGUGGUCAAUGGGGUGGCAUGACGCUGGCAUGGGGACAGCACCGGGUCAUGUGCCAUGCAUAUGCCACAUCCCCACACCUCCCUGAAGCUGGCAUUUUUUGCCUGUCUGUUUUGGCCCCAAGUCUCUCUAUUGUCAUUCCUUAAGCUCUACAUGUGACAAUGUGACAACUGGUGCUCUCAGGAUGACUUUUUAGAGGUCUUCUCCUGGAAGCCUGCAUAGGGAAGAGUUGCACUGGAACAGUGUAUCCUAAUAAAUUUUGGAGAAUGAUGUAUGAGCAACUAUGGAAAGUUACUUAGCUAAUCCAUUCUAAUUUAACUUUUUCAGGUAUUUGUGUUCACCAGAUAGUAUAAAAAAGUUGAUUGUACAAAUGGGCAACAGUGUCAUUGAAUUUUACCAUUCAGUGUGAUUCUGUGCAUAUUGAUUUAUCAAUAAGUCUCAGUGAGCUACAGUAAGACUUACUCCCUACUUAAAUAUGCACGUGAGUGAUAGGGGUGUCAUAUUUGAGUAUCACUUAUUAAAGAUGGUGCAUGACCAUUCUUUUCUAACUUAAAUGUGAAAGUUUCUCUUUUGAAAUCUGAUAAGCAGUACUCAGCUCUGGUGCUAGACUUGACUGCAACUUCCACAAUCUGCAGCCAGUAUGAUUAGUUGCUUUGGUGACUGGAAGAUUAUGGGAGUCAUAGUGUCUUGGUUCUAGUGGCACAUACCAGGCCAGUAGCUUCACAGGAAAGCCCAGAGCAGAUAAAGAAAAUUCAAGAAGCUGAGCCAUGGUGAAUUAGACAAGAUGAAACAGAACUGGGGUCAUAGCAAGAUCAGGUUUUAAAAGAGAUAGAUGUCAUCGUUAAGUCAAGGCAGGAUAACCAAUGGAGCAGGGAUUUUUAGAAAGCAAGCAGCCAAGAAAGUUCUAGGUCAUAAGUGGCCUUCAUCAGUCUUUCUACCACAGACAGCAGUUUGUACACAGAUGCUGCCAAAUUCCAGCCAUGGCACAACUGUACCUGAUCAAGAGGCUGAUAGAAGAUACCCUCAACAGAAGCAACCCCUGCUCCUGUGGAGUCUUCUACUGCAGCUUUGCACUUGCAGUUCUCUUUCAGUGCCGCUUCCUUGGACUUGACAGUUGCUCUGCCUCAACCUCUGCUGGACAAAUCCCCUCAUUUAUUUCCUCCUGAAGUCCCAGGCUCUUCCUCAGUCUCCUGGCAUUCUGUUUGUGUCUCUGUGUGUCCAACUAGGACUCCUCAUAUGAUGAGGAAUUUCACAGUUGGAACAUGACAUACAGUCCAAAAAAGUAACUUUCCCAAGUUCUUCUACACAAUCACCACACUUGUCCACUAAGCUUCCUUGGGAAUCUAGGAUGGUGGCAUCAUCAUGUUGAAAUACAUUAAAGUUGCACAGCAGUGGCCUUGCAAUACCUAGUUGCUAUCUCAGGGAUGAUGGGUAUUAGAACAUUGUUAAAUACAGCCCAGAAGAGCACCAUAUUAAAACAAAUGAAGUAAAUGAACUCUGCAUUGUGUAAUCAAAUAAAUCCAAGAGCUAGAGCUACAGUACAUUGCAAUGGCCCAGUAUGUUGCUAAAAUCAAAAGUGACCCCUGUAUCCCCAUCUACCCAUGGCAUCAAUUGUAGAAUAUUCAGAAUUGUAGAAAGUUAGUGAAUAUUAGCUGGAAAUUUGCAGGCUACAAUUACACUGUCAUUUUUUAAAAAAAGAUUCCAGUUAAAGAGCAAAAGAAAAAAAAAGGAACAUCCAUAUUGAAGUUCUGCAAACUGUACUAUUUGUGCUUUGUGUUCAUAUAGAAUCUAAUUCUAAGGCACCUCCUGUUUACUUCUUUGUAAAUAUUUAUUUACCCAAGGUUUUUUUUAAAGAAAAAUUUGUAAAACUGCAAUUGCUGUACAUAGUUUUUAAAGUCCUCAUUGUUUACAAUGCUGUUCUCCAUGCUGAAAAUAAAACUUCCUUCUCUAUUUCUUUUUGUUAUCUUUUUCCAUCUGGAAAAAUAUUUUUUUCUUCCUGAAAAAAAAAGCACGUCAAAACGGGACACAGAAUUUAAUAUAUCUUUUUGUUUUCCAUAGACUUGGUCUCUAAAAUCAUUACCCUGCUACUGUGACAUUUGAGAAGGCACCAGCAUAUUUAAAGCUGUCUCAUACUGACCAAAACCUUUAUCCAUGGAGUUGGCUGUUGUCUAGUCCAAGGGUGUAGAACAUGUGGCCAUUUGUACUGGCUAUACUGUAUGGGCCCAAUAACAUCUGGAGGCCACAGAUUCCUCACCUCUGGGCUAGUAUAAAUUACUGACAAGACCGGGGUUGCCCCAGGACUGCUUUCAGAGAAACUCAAUGUGCUGAUGUCAGUGACUGAAACCAACACCUUCAGCAAGCAAAUACUAUUAAGUAUAAGCAAUACAACUAAGAAUAUAAGCGGAGUGGUUUAAGUGUUGGACUUUGACUCUGGAGACUAGGGUUUGAUUCCCAGCUCAGCCAUGAAACCCACUGGGUGAC
This is a messenger RNA of Sceloporus undulatus (fence lizard), 6106 nucleotides long. RefSeq names its product double PHD fingers 3 (gene DPF3). The coding region runs from base 53 to 1108 and encodes 351 amino acids. Lineage: Eukaryota; Metazoa; Chordata; Lepidosauria; Squamata; Phrynosomatidae. The record is from RefSeq and is a predicted model, not a curated record. The transcript is spliced from 10 exons. Gene Ontology annotation, cellular component: nBAF complex; nucleus. Gene Ontology annotation, biological process: nervous system development.